Engraulis encrasicolus (European anchovy) is the source of this 7576-nucleotide messenger RNA. RefSeq names its product AT-rich interaction domain 4B (gene arid4b). Gene Ontology annotation, biological process: regulation of transcription by RNA polymerase II. Gene Ontology annotation, cellular component: nucleus. The transcript has 24 exons. Bases 287 to 4747 code for a protein of 1486 amino acids. Gene Ontology annotation, molecular function: transcription cis-regulatory region binding. NCBI's taxonomy places the organism in Eukaryota, Metazoa, Chordata, Actinopteri, Clupeiformes, Engraulidae. The record is from RefSeq and is a predicted model, not a curated record.
GUAUCUGUCAGUCAGCUUCAGCCCAAAGAGGGGCAUCAUAGAGAAAGAGAGCCUGAGUGGGGAGAAAGACUUUGGAGGAAUCACAUCUCAGCACCGACUGAGAUCUUGCGGACUCCGUCUGAACAUUUUCUGACGUCGAGCAACAAACCUUUCAGAUCUGAUGGAUUAUUUCUGAUUAUUUUUCAUUACGGGUUAUUGGAACUCAUUGUCUCAGUUGGACAGACAACAAGCUACUGGUUCGACAGACAGCGAUUGCUGAAGAGAGGCAUCGAGGUUCCUCGCGGACAUGAAGACCCUGGAUGAGCCCCCAUAUCUGACGGUGGGCACCGACGUGAGCGCCAAGUACCGAGGGGCUUUCUGUGAGGCCAAGAUCAAGACUGCCAAGCGUCUGGUCAAGGCGAAGGUGACCUUCAAGCGGGACGCAUCGACUGUCGAGGUGCACGAUGAGCACAUCAGAGGGCCUCUGAAGGUGGGUCUUGUGGUAGAGGUGAAAAACCAAGAUGGAGUCUACCAGGAGGCCACCAUAAACAAACUGACGGAUGCAAGCCUGUACACUGUCGUGUUUGACGACGGUGAUGAGAAGACCCUGAGGCGAUCUUCUCUGUGCCUAAAAGGAAAACGUCAUUUUGCAGAGAGCGAGACACUUGACCGGCUCCCUCUCACCAACCCAGAGCACUUCGGGACGCCAGUCAUCGGCAAGAAGACCAAUCGGGGCCGACGCUCCAAUCCUAUUCAAGAAGAGGAGUCGUCAUCGUCCUCCAGUGAGGAGGAGGAGGGGGACCAGCGGCAGAACGAUGACCUGUUUGGCAAGGUGGUGUGUGUGGAGGCGGUCACCACGGGAGACAAGAAGAAGGCAUCCUGGUACCCUGCCCUGGUCAUUUCUCCAGACUGCCAUGAAGACGUGGCAUUGAAGAAGGACAACAUUUUCAUCCGAUCCUUCAAGGAUGGAAAAUUCACCACUGUUUUACGGAAGGACGUCAGAGAACUGGAUGAGGAGUGGACACCCAAGGUGGACUCGGCUCUGAAAGCAGCUCUUGAGGCAGCGUGGGACUUUAAGCGGAGCGGUGCUGUCCCCAGCAGCUGGCGGACGGAGGUGAAGGACGAGAGCUCCAGCAGCGAGGAAGAUGAAGACGAGGAGGAGGAGGAGCAGGAUGACGAUGGCAGCAGCGAAGAGGAAGAGGAGGAAGUGGAGCCUUUCCCAGAGGAGCGAGAGAGUUUUCUUCAACAGUUGUACAAGUUCAUGGAGGAUCGAGGGACACCCAUUAACAAGAGACCCGUACUCGGCUACAGGAACCUCAACCUCUUCAAGCUCUACAGGCUCGUGCACAAACUCGGAGGUUUCGAUGAUAUUGACAGCGGCUCUGUGUGGAAGCAGGUGUAUCAGGACCUGGGCAUUCCCGUCCUCAACUCCGCCGCAGGAUACAACGUCAAGUGCGCCUACAGGAAGUACCUGUAUGGCUUUGAGGAGUACUGCACCUCCACGGGCAUCACCUUCCGCAUGGACCUCCCUCUGAAGGGGGACAAGCCGCCCGCCGCCAAGGCAGAGGGCAAGCCGGCCGCCGCCGCCGAGCAGGGAGGACCAGGGAGCGGCAGUAGCCGGGUUACCCCAGCGAAGCACACGGGCCCUGGGGAGGAGCACAGGCCUGGCAAGGACAGGGAGUCCAGUAGCACCACAAAGCUAGCCAUAAAGGAGGAGAGAGCAGACGUGGGCGGCCCACACCAAAACGCAGACAGGGCAGCUGAGAGCAUCCACAAGACGCUCACGAAAGAGGAGCCCCACCGGGAUGAGGAAGAUGAUGAUGAAGAUGAUGAUGACGACGAAGAGGAGAGGAAAGGCAAAAACGGAAUGGGCCACAGGCGGAAGACGGAACUGGGAGGAGAGCGCGGAGAGCAUGGCGUGAAAACGGAGCUCUACGAGUCGGAUAACAAGGAUCUGUCCGGGGCUGACAGCAGCUGUCAGGAGGAGGAGGAGGAGGAGGAGGAGGAGGAGAUGAUGGGGGAGGAGGAGGAGAAGGAGAAGGAGGAAGGGGAAGAGUUAAAGUGUUACGCCCCUGGGAUGAAGGUGCAGGUGAGGUAUGGUCGAGGCCGCGAGCAGAAGACGUACCAAGCCACAGUCAAAGAGUCAGACCUGGAGGGGAAAGAGGUGCUCUACCUGGUGCACUACUGUGGCUGGAACAUCAGGUAUGACGAAUGGGUCAAAGCGGAUAAGAUUGUGCGGCCAGUCAACAAGAAUGUACCUAAAGUGAAGCAUCGCAAAAAAAUAAAGAACAAAACGGAAAAGGAAAGAGACAGAAUAGAGCGACUGAGCGACAAAGAGGAUAUGACGCCCUCUAAAAAUAACCGUGUCAACCGAUCGUCAAAACCAAACGCCAGCAGAGAUGUUUUCCCAAAGAUGGGAGACUGCGACGACAAAGGUUCGGAGACCUCCUCGGACGAUAGCGAGAGGGACGAGGACGAGGCUGCCAAUGACCGCCUGGAGGGUCCGUCGGGCCGCGGAAGUCACCGGAAGGGCCACCCUUCCUCCUCCCCACACCACGCACUGGAGCGCUGGGAGGGCGGCUCCCUGCCAGCAGGCGUCUUCAAAGGCUCUUCGACAGCCUCGGCAGCGAUGGCGGCUGGAUCGCCGGCCAGCGCCAAAGAGGCGGCCUGCUGCCAAGAAUCCCCCGAGCUGGGCCCGGCCGCUAAACGCCGGGGGCCCUUCGAACCCGAGACCGCCGAGAGUGGACAACGCAACAAGAGGAAGUCUGAAGGUACCCCGGCGGAGCGCACCCCAAAGAACCAGGUGGCGAAGAGAGAGUCGAAGCCCCGGAGCAGCAGGACUGGAGGGGGAGACUGGCUGCCCAGCGGCACAUCGCCCAAGAAGCCCGGAGGAGAGGACCGGGAGCGGGCAUCGCUACAGGGGAGGGCCGACGCCUCCAGCAGCAGCUCUGAGGACGAGAGCAGUAGGAGCCGCCCCACCGCCGGCGCCGAAACCCCUGCCAAGGACGGCUCAACCUCUUCGUCGUCAAGGGGGCACCCCAAAACCAAAGCCUCCCCCACCAAGAAGUACAACGGCCUGAAGGAGAAGUCCAAAGGCGGCGGCGGCGGCGGCGGCGGGCGCUCGUCGGCAUCCUCCUCUUCCGCCUCCUCGGCCUUCUGGGAGAUUCCAGAGAAGCGGGCCAAGUUGGCGACGUCUUCGUCGUCGUCGCCGUCGGGGGCGGCGGCGGGUGGCGAGGAGCGUCCCAUGGGCUGCCGGACCAAAGGCCAGAAGGACGUGUGGUCCAGCAUCCAGCCCCAGUGGCCCAAGAAGACCCUGAAGGAGCUCUUCUCCGACUCGGACACGGAGGCCCAGAACUCGCCCCCUCCCCCGACCGCGGAGGCCGGCCCGGACGAGUGUGGCGACGACGCGGACCGCGACACCGAGGCCGAGCCUGACGCGGAGAACGAAGCCAUGGAGGAGGAGGAGGACAUGGAACACGCCGAGGCUGAGGAGGAGGUGGAGAUGGAGGAGGACAAGAUGGAGGAGGAAGAGGAGGAGGAGGAGAAGAUGCGGGAGGAGUACCCCUGCAGCAGCGGCAGCAACUCUGUCCUCAACACGCCGCCCACCACCCCCGAGUCCCCUGCCCUCAGCAGCAGCGGCGGCAGCGGCAGCAGUGGGGGUCCCCUGGAGAACCCCAGUCGGACACCAGCCACCACCUGCAGCAGCAGCAGCCCCGUGCUUACCCCCUCUGCACCCACCAUGGCCCCGUCCACCACCACCACCACCACCACCACUGCCACCGCGGCCUCCAACUCGGGGUCCCCUGUGGCAGUGGGGUCCCCAUCGGCCGUGGGGCCGCUGCUGGUGGAUGAGAGCCGGCUAGGCCGCAGCGAGUCGGACAGCAGCACGGUGGAGGUGGAGAGUCUCGGGGGCGAGCUGCAGGAGAUGGAGCGAACUCCCCUGCAGGAGGAGGAGGAGGAGGAGGAGGAGGAAGAGGAGGAGGAGGAGAGGGGGGCUGGUUCUCCCUCUCCACCCUCCAAGGCAGCAGCGGCGGCGGUGGCGGUGGCGACAGUGUUCGACCCUCUCAGCCUCUCCUGCAACAGUAACAGCAACUGCAGCCUGGAGCUCAGCAACAGCAGUCAGCAGGAGAGCGAGCAGAAAUCCAAAGCAGCGUCGGCCGGUCAGAAGCGACACAAAGACUCCCAAGGCGGCAGCGGCGUAAUAUCAAAGAAACACAAGAGGAGCCAUAAGAGCAUGGGCCUGCAUCCCAAGAAGAACAGGAAAACAGCUCACAGCAGUGAUAGCGAGGACCAGUCGGUCAGCGAGGGCGCCUCCAAGUCACCCACCACCAAGCCCAGCCCAUCGGACCUGAAGUGCCCGGGCAGGACCCCUCCCUCGGGCCACCACAAGUACCACAAGCACGGGGACGCAGAACACACGCACCAUCGGGACCACCAGGGGCGCUCCGCACGCGUCUACAAGUGGAGCUUCCAGAUGUCCGACCUGGAGAAGAUGUCCAGCUUGGAGAAGAUAGCAUUCCUGCAGGAGAAGCUUCAGGACAUCCGCAAUCACUAUCUCUCACUCAAGUCAGAAGUGGCAUCCAUUGACCGAAGACGAAAACGCAUGAAAAAGAAGGAGCGGGAAACAGGUGCAGUGGCAGCUUCCUCGUCCUCGUCCUCCUCUCCGUCCUCCAGCUCCCUGACGGCAGCCGUCAUGCUCACCCUGGCCGAGCCCACCGUCUCCAGCUCCUCACAGAACUCUGGCGGCAUGUCCGUGGAGUGCAGGUGACAGGAAGUGAGCCUCCUGCGGACACAAGCAAGCCGGGCGCUCUGAGCACUUAACCAACCAGCACCAGGGAGGGGCCUGCCCCUGACUUUGCCCUCCUCCUUCUCCUCCUCCUCCUCCUCCUCGCUCACCCUGACAGGACAGGACCGGACAGGACCGGACAGGACAAACACAGGACAGACCCAACACAAACCCAACACAAACGCUGGGGGCACAACAACAGCAAACUGACCGGAAUCAAGAAGAAAGAUUAAAAGAAAACCUGAACAAGCACUAUUUUCUAUUGACAACUGUUUCCUCGGCAAGCUAAUUGCACUUAAGUGCACUUUUACUCAACGACAGACAUUUGGGGGGUGAACACCAGGAGAAAAAAAAGUACAAAGCUGUUUUUUGUUUUGUUGUUGUUGUUGUUCUGAAAUGUUCUUUUUAAGCAAUAAGUAUGUCCAUUGAGUGUUCUGUAUUUUGUUUAAAUUUCCUUAAAGGAAUAGGCCUGCCAGCACUGUCUACACAAAUGCCCAUGAAAUCAUUCAAGACUUCGGAACUUAAGCAGUGCGACCAUAUUCCUAUAAGUAGAACAUAGAACAGUGCUAUGUUUUCCUUUUUAGCCUUCCAUCUGCUAUGAUGAUGUAAUGUAAUAUGCCCAACCAACCUCCACAGAAAACAAAAAUCAAUACAGAUAAUAAUCAGAUCCCAAUUUCUAUGAGCGGAGCAAAAUCCCAUUUAAGUAGCAGUGACUCUAAAAUAAAGCUCGAGUCACAUCAUCCAAUUCUUUGGAGAGGCGAAACAUAGAGUGCCAGGGCUUUAGAGGUGUGUUGUGUUGUGUAGCAAAAGGGGGCAGGGGGGAGUUAAUUCACUGACAGCCAAUAAAGUGGAUGAAUAUUGAGCAAUGCUAUAGUGCCUUGUAGGUUCCUCUCCGUGGGCACUUUGAGGAAACGAUGCAAAGACAGUUUCGAAUGCUUUUGGACGUCCGAUCCGUGGCGGCUCUAGCGUAUCGGCCUUCAUAAAGCCUGUGUUAAGAGUUAAAUGGUGCUGCUGUGUGUGCAUCAUUUCCUGUCCCUGCCGCUCUUCUCCUUACAGCAUGGACUGUAAUGUUCAUUCCCGUCACAAACGAAAACUCAGAAUUCUGAGUUGUGUCAAAUUGGAACUCUUGCCUUAUGAAUGUCAGUUGAUGUAAUAUAUACGUAUAUAUAUAUAGCGUGUCAUUUAAAGCUUAAAUGAGCCUUAUGAAGAUCUUAUACAGAGGCCCAUGACCUUCAUGUGCCACCCCUGUAUUGGUCCCUGUUCACUCUUCAGACUAAGACAUGUGCUUGUCUUGUUUACAAAAGACUGAAGUACCUGGGCAUGAUUUGAUUUGUUAGCCUGAAGGUGAUCAUGGUUAAACGGACUAAUGUGGAGGGGGGUAAAAAAAAAUCAACACUUUGGCAGCCAAAUUUGAUGUUUCUUACUACUGAAUUUUUACACAGCCCUGAGCAGAGGGGGCCUAACAGUAAAGUGGCAGUAUUUGGAUGUGCAAUGACGCCGGAAGCGACCGAUGUAUUAGUAUUGUCUCGAUUUAGAAGAUCACGGUUAAAAGGACUGUGGUCUGUUCCACAUGUAGCCUUUUCUUUUCAUGUCUUCCCUUUUGAUUUCCUCCCUUUCAUUUCUGUUGUCGUUUUGUUUUAGGAAAGUCAUCGUACCCUCUGACACUCCAUGUUUUUGUAUUAUCGCCCACCCACCAACAAAGCACUUCUUCAUGACAGCAUCAGACGUUGUGUGAAAAGGGGGUUGUGACUGUGGCCUAAUAUUCACAACAGUGGACUGAGUGGCAAAAAAGUAUGACUGGAUAUUCUGAUUGUAAGUUCUGAUUGUUGUUGACAUGUUGUGAUCCAACAUGUGUGAUGUCUUUUGUAAUCCCUCCUGCAGUCUUCUUUACUCUUUACCCUUUUUUUUCUUCUGUGCCCGAGAAUGGAGGGAAUCAGUUAAGGAGUAAAGCUCUGUUGAUGUUGAGAACAGAGAACCGCCCACUGCUCUUUACAAGACGAACACCUCUCCUUUACAACUUUGUAAAAACCAAGAUAAGAGGAUUACAAUGGUGGUGCUGUGUUAAAAUUGUGGUUCACACUUCUUUCCAAAAAAAAGAGAGAGAAAACAACUAUGGUUUUGGUUAGUAAAUUCUAACCACAAAAACGGUUACAAUAUUUUUCGCGUGGAAUUGUCAUGAGCAAGGUUACCGUAUGUGAAUGAAAACUGAGGAAAUCUCUAAACUCUCCUUUGUAUAGACUCCCUGAUGUAUCAUAGCCUAAAGGUCUGUUCCGUCUGCCACUUGUAUGUAACUGUAUGCCUUUGUUAUACAUUUGUAUAUUGAGAAGUGUGUUUUAAGUCAAGCUAUUUAAUAUCUUGUACCAUGUACUUUUUUCUGUACAGGCAGUUUUAUCGUUUCAACUGUAGUUGCUGUGUACACUUUGAAGGUUAAAGCAUGUGUUUCUUUAUCUUUUCUCCUCCUUUCUUUCUUUCUUUCUUUCUUUCUUUCUUUCUUUCUUUCUUUCUUUCUUUCUUUCUUCCUCUUCCCCUCUUUGUCUUUAUUUCUUGUAUUGAUUUUAUUUCCCUGACGUGAGUCCCGUUUGAGUUCAUACUUUGUUUGUUUUUCAUAUUUCCACAGCACAUGCUUUCUCAGUUUCUGGUUUUUGUUUAUUUUCUUGUUAGGUUAGUUGUGCUUGUUCUAGAUGCCUUUUGUGUUUUACCGUGGUUUGAAAAAAAGUAUUUUCAAAUAUGUACAUGGGUUGUAAAGUUUAUGGUUCUUUUGAAAAAAAUAUUGACAGGAUAAGCGUGUGAGAAAGAGAGAGAGAGAGAAAG